AAGUGGCCAGUGCUCACACUACAAGCCUGAAUGGUGAGGAGGAGGAGGGAGCAAUUGGUGGGGAGGUGAUUCCCUACAAGAAGCUGGUGCAGAGUCUGGAGAAGGCCGUCAAUAGAUUCCAGGAUGGAUCAUGCAGCAACUGUGCCUCUCUCUCUUGGUGAGUGACUCCAUCGAGCCACCACCCAAGGAAGCCCCUCCAAAGGCCACAGAGGAGGAAGGCAGUGUUGUCAUUCUGGAUGCCAAGCUGUUCUACAAGCAGCAGGAGAAGGAGGUGGCAGAGAAGAUCAAGGAGAGCCUGGCAGUGACUGAGUAUGCCAAGCCAUCCAGUGCAUUGGUGCUGAGUGGUGUGUCCAGCAGUGUGGUGCAGUACACAGUGUUUGAAAUGCAGCUGUCCUUUACUGUGCUGGAUACAGAGGGUGCACCCACCAGUGACCUGGGCCACAAGAGUGAUCCCUCGCAGGUCACGGCAAGUCUCUUGGGAGGUCCGCCAGGUGCCAUCGUCAUGGGCACCACAACAGUUCCCAACAGGAAUGGCACUGCCAUCUUCACCAACCUGUCUGUCAGCAAGCCCGGAGAAGGCUACAACCUCACUUUCACCAUUACCUACCCCAGCUAUGAUCCAGCCCUCACCACCACCCUGGAGGGGACAUUCAGCUUGACACAGAUGAGUGCAGCAAUGGUCUUGCAGCAGCCCAGCAUAGUGCAGGCCGGACAACCCACCACCAUCACUGUUCACUUUGUUGACAAGGACUCUGGCUUGGUGCUUAAUGGCCUGGCUUUCAAGACAUUUGUGGGCAAACUGCUGGCAAAGACUGCUGAGGGACACUUUGAGGUUAUCCAGAGGUAUGCCAAGCUGUAUGUACCAGAUGAGGCCGUGUCAAUGCUCACCUUUGAGAACGUCAUAUUUGAGGCGCCAGACGUGAGACAGCAACUCAUAGCCAAGGUUGCUGUCGUCUCCGCUAGCUGGACUGGUGGUGUAUCCCUCACAUCUGGUCAUCAAGGAGUACCCCAUGGUCAAGUCCUUGCACACCGAUCCGUUCUGAUGGAAGCAGUUGGAGGGUGUGGAGGAUGUGUUGGAGGAUGGAGUGCUGAGUCUGUUGCUGCAGUCAGUAGACAUGCUGGCUGCUGGCUGACGGAGUGUACUGUGGUCCCGUUGAUUUCACUCUCAGCAAUGACUCCAAGAAGACCAUAGCAGAGUACCAGGUGUGUAUUGUGAAGAGGUGAAUUGAAUGGCUGUAUUUUUCAUUCUUUCUUCUGUGGUAAAAGAAUGUCAAAAGCAAGCUCGUUCUUCGCUUUCUUGUCUUCCUGUAGUCAUUUUUAUUGCUUUUAUAUUCUUUCCACUAAUUCUUCUCUCUUCCUCUACUUCCUACAGUCACUUUCAUUUAAGUUUUCUCUUCAUUUCACUAAUUCUUUUCACUCUCUAUUUCUUAUAGCCACUUCCAUUACUCUUUCUUAUUCUCCUCUCUCCCUCCAUGUCUCACAGCCAUUUUCAUCGUCCUUUUCUAGUUCACUAAUUCUUCUCACUUCCUCUGCUUCAAGAUAACUGGACCACAGGAGCAUGUUGUCACAGCUCUAGGGAAACUGUGCACAUCCCUCAGCAGUAACAUAGCUAUCCCAGUAGUGACAGGAUAUUUGGACACUCACUACAAUGCAAGGAAAGUUUACGUCAAGGACCAGAUCUUGUGCUGCUCUUGGAGAAACAUUGUGCAUCUCUUGAACGAGAGUGAGACUGGGGACCCUCUUCUAGAUAAUCGGAAUGGUUCUGAAGUUAGCCUUGUGUCUUCUGUCCCUAAGGAUCCUCCAGUCCUUGCAUCUCCCCUUUGGCACCAUAUCUUGUGCUGCUCUCAGAAAAACGUGCUUCUCUGGAAUGAAACUGAGAGUGAAGAUAGUGUUUCAGGUGCUGGGAAUAGUACUGAACUUAGUCUCAUUUCUGGUGUCCCUGUGCAUCUCUCAGUCCUUAUAUUAAUGUGAUGUCUUGCUAACUCUCAUGCUGUCUCACUCAGUUUGGUACAAUUGUUUACUGCAAGUUUUGAGUUUAGUUUUCAAUGUAAGGUCACUGAUAGUAAAAGGAGUGGUUGAAUGCUUCUCUUUCUCAUCUUGUCUUCCUUUUCCUUGUCUUCUUCCUCAUUUACUUGCAUUUCUCUCAUUCUCUACCUCCUGGUCUUUUCCUUCAUCCCUCUCUCUCUCUCUCUCUCUCCUGAAUGGAGCAGUUUUCGUGGUGAGACACACAGGGAACCUUAACUCUCAUGCCUUGGGUCUUAUGGGAACUGUUUUCAAAGAGGAAGAGUCUGGUUUGUGGUAAGACACACUGGGAACCUUAACUUUUAUCCCCAUAUUGUGAAAUGACUGAGGUGUUAUGGGAACUGUUUUCAAAGAGUCUGGUUUGUGGUAAGAAGUGCAGGGAACCUUAACUUUUAUCCCCAUAUUGUGAAAUGCCUGAGGUGUUAUGGGAACUGUUUUCAAAGAGUCUGGUUUGUGGUAAGACACACUGGGAGCCUUAACUUUUAUCCCCAUAUUGUGAAAUGCCUGAGGUGUUAUGGGAAUUGUUUUCAAAGAGGACUCUGGUUUGUGGUAAGAAGUGCGGGGAACCUUAACUUUUAUUCCAUAUUGUGGAAUACUUGAGGUGUUAUGGGAGCUGUUUUAAAAGAGGAGUCUGGUUUUUAUGAUUGCUUGGUUGAUGAUGCAGAAUACUAUUAACUAUUUCCUCAAUCAUGAAAAAAAUGUCCUUGGAAAAUCCCAUCAACUUUCAUAAGGACUGUUUUCAUGAUAAUGAGUCAUGUUCUCAUAGGUGUUUCUUUUUUCUGGUGAUGCAGAAUACUUGUUAAACCAGAAACAUGAAGUACCCUUGAAAAUUCCAGAUCUAUUUACCCAAGAACAACUUGUCAACAAUUCCUGUAGAUGUCGUCAUCAGUGAGGUCAGUGUUAGAUACCAACUUGCUGCUCAGGUGUCUGUUGUACCUGCUGGCUGGCAUCUCCACUUUGUCUCUCCUGGUAACC
This is a messenger RNA of Scylla paramamosain (green mud crab), 2997 nucleotides long. RefSeq lists its product as uncharacterized. NCBI's taxonomy places the organism in Eukaryota, Metazoa, Arthropoda, Malacostraca, Decapoda, Portunidae. The transcript has 9 exons. Bases 131 to 1192 code for a protein of 353 amino acids. The record is from RefSeq and is a predicted model, not a curated record.